GUACAAAAAGCAUUCACAAGCCGACACGAAAGGAGGCCACCCAUUAUCCCACCGUUUACACAUUACACAACUUUACCAUCUCCUCUCCUCCCCUGUGUUAUAUUUUGUCCUCAUAUUCUCAUCUCAUCUCACACACUCUGUCACGCACCCACCAUUCCCCCUCUUCUCUCUCUGCUCUAGCAUGUAUAAUCCCUUUCUCACAACAACAUUGCUCUACCUCAUCGUCUCCUAAAAUGGCUGCUCUAGCUCUUGCACUGCUUCUUUUGGCUUUCACUGGCACUUCAAGUGCAACUUGGUGCGUUUGUAAGGAUGGAGGCGACGCGAUCCUGCAGAAAACAUUAGACUAUGCUUGUGGAGCUGGUGCUGACUGUAACCCUCUCCAUCAAAAUGGGCCUUGUUUCCAGCCCAACACCGUCAGGGCCCACUGCAACUACGCCGUCAAUAGCUACUUCCAGAAGAAGGGUCAAGCUCAAGGGUCCUGUGAGUUUGCAGGAACAGCCACUGUUACUGCAACUGACCCUAGCACUGGUGGUUGUGUCUACCCUUCAAGUGUCAGUGCUGCAGGCACUGGUACAACUCCCGUGACAACUACACCAACCAUGGGCACCACUCCCACCACUGGAACCCCAUCAACCGGUACCGGCACCGGCACCGGAACCACCACUGGUACUACUCCAUACAGCACCACACCUGGAGUAUUAGGAGGCAUUGGCAGUGGCAUGGGACCUUCAGGAUCUGGCAUGAAUGAUGAGAGUCACGGUGGUGUUAGACUAGUGCACUCUGGUUUCUUCUUGAUCACUCUCUUCUCUUCCUUCAUGAUCUUCUGCUGGGGCUGAGAAUGUAAGAGCAAAAUGCUCAAUGUCACUGUAUUAUUGUGAAUGUUAUUUUUCUAGGUGUUGAACUUGGGGACGUUGCUUUUUGGACUCUUGAAAUAUCUUUCUCCACCUUCCUCUAGCUAUUGGGUUUUUGAUUUAUUAAUUAUUGAAUUUGGCAACACUUUCACUCUA
This is a messenger RNA of Vigna unguiculata (cowpea), 1007 nucleotides long. Its product is annotated as PLASMODESMATA CALLOSE-BINDING PROTEIN 3-like. The record is from RefSeq and is a predicted model, not a curated record. Lineage: Eukaryota; Viridiplantae; Streptophyta; Magnoliopsida; Fabales; Fabaceae.